This is a messenger RNA of Phytophthora sojae, 1200 nucleotides long. RefSeq lists its product as hypothetical. The record is from RefSeq and is a predicted model, not a curated record. The transcript is spliced from 5 exons. Lineage: Eukaryota; Oomycota; Peronosporomycetes; Peronosporales; Peronosporaceae. The annotation marks the transcript as partial.
GAGCUCCCACCUUUAGCAUCACCGGACGCUGGCGUCUACGCAAAUUGGGUCUUCUUUCUCCGUUCCUGGGCAGUAACCACCUACAUCGGUGGAUCUCAACAAUUGGAUGUGGUUCAUUCCCAAAUGUCCCUCACAUUUGUGUAUCCGGUCUACAUUUACGGGUUUGUGAGUCUCACGGGCAUCACGCAAGGGAUCUUCGUGCUAACGCUGCCGAUCAUCAGACUUGUCGCCAAGAACCGGAUCAGCCGCAGACUUACCACUCACAAUGACAUGAAGCCUGAGGCUGUCAUCUUCACAGUAGAAGUGUUUAAUGCGCUGUACGUCUCAAACGCUGUGCAGCUGACACCAUCGUGGUCUUUGACUGGGACGGUGAUGAUUCUGGACGUGGCAUUAUUUUUCUCCUCGCUGCUAGAUAUCGUAGCACUGCUCAAGGACGUGAACAUCCUGAUGAAUAAAAUCCCACCGGGACACCCCAUGGCAAACGAUAACUUUCUUCAAAUUGCGAUGAGGAUCCUCGCUAUCGACGGUACAUGGAGGGAAGCCAAGUAUCGAAGAAUUACGCGAGGGAGUAUCGAGAAUGGUGAGCCGCCAAACAAUUGUUCCGCUCUAAGUGAGAAAGCACCGGACAGCGCUCGUGCCCCCAUUCACUUGGGAACAGUCAUUGUAGACAGCAGCAGGACUCAAAGCGCAGCUGAAAAGCCCGAGUUCCAGUCAUUCAACCAGUUCAGGGUGGAUAUUACUGCCAUCUUUUCUCUUUCUGAAAGAGCAGCCUUUAUUGACAAAGCCACACAUGUGCUCUUCAUUACGGAAUACCUAGUGCUGAUGGAGUAUACGGAAGUGAUGAUACCAGUCAUUUACUGUUUGCAUGACGUGGCGCUAUUUUUCAUGCCCAACAGCACCUACUAUCCUGCGCUGAAGAAUUUAUCAAGCGCCGAUCUUUUGUCGUCAAUCCAGAAUGUGUUGGUCUACGCUCUACUCGAGCUUGUGUCUCUGAUCGUGUUCGUCAUCGUAUUAAAGCAUGCCGUGGGGUUCUCGCCGCUGCAGCAGCUCGCAUUCGUGUUGGAGACGCAGGCUGAGAAACUUCAAAACAAACUGACGGUCACGUUCCUCUACGCGAUGCAGAUUUCGUUCCUGCAUCUGGGUGCUGACUUCAGCUUCAAAUUCGCGUGGUUGCACUCGUCCAAACCAAGCUCAUGCUGA